This is a messenger RNA of Phialemonium atrogriseum, 732 nucleotides long. RefSeq names its product putative endoglucanase type K. Gene Ontology annotation, biological process: carbohydrate metabolic process. Bases 1 to 732 code for a protein of 243 amino acids. Gene Ontology annotation, molecular function: cellulase activity. The transcript is spliced from 3 exons. Lineage: Eukaryota; Fungi; Ascomycota; Sordariomycetes; Cephalothecales; Cephalothecaceae. The record is from RefSeq and is a predicted model, not a curated record.
AUGCGUCUCCCGCUCUCCACCCUCAUCGCCCUCGUCCCCUUCUUCCUCGAGGUGUCCGCCCAGGGCUCCUCGGGGUCGGGCCAGACGACGCGGUACUGGGACUGCUGCAAGCCGAGCUGCGCGUGGCCGAAGAAGAGCAACUCGCUGACGCCGGUGCAGACGUGUGACAAGAAUGACAGCCCGCUCGACGACGGGGGCAACACAAAGUCCGGGUGCGACAACGGCGGUAGCGCCUUCAUGUGCUCGUCGCAGAGCCCGUGGGCCGUCGAUGAUAACCUUGCCUACGGUUGGUCCGCCGUAAGCAUCUCCGGCAGCAACGAGGCCAACUGGUGCUGCGCCUGCUACGAGCUCACCUUCACGAGCGGGCCCGUCAGCGGGAAGAAGAUGAUCGUCCAGGCUACCAACACGGGCGGGGACCUGGGGAAUAACCACUUUGACUUGGCUAUUCCCGGAGGAGGCGUUGGGCAGUUCAACGCCUGCACCAACCAGUACGGCGCCCCGUCCAACGGCUGGGGCGAGCGGUACGGCGGAGUCGGCUCGCGCAGCGACUGCGACAGCUUUCCCGCAGCGCUCAAGGACGGCUGCUACUUCCGCUUCGACUGGUUCCAGGGCGCCGACAACCCGUCCGUCAGCUUCCAGCAGGUCGCCUGCCCGGCCGCCAUCACCGAGAAGAGCGGCUGCACCCGCCAGAACGACGUCAUCGACGAGACGCCCACCGGCUCCAGCUCCUAG